This is a messenger RNA of Polychytrium aggregatum, 1582 nucleotides long. Its product is annotated as concanavalin A-like lectin/glucanase domain-containing protein. Bases 71 to 1249 code for a protein of 392 amino acids. The transcript has a single exon. The record is from RefSeq and is a predicted model, not a curated record. Gene Ontology annotation, biological process: glucan catabolic process. NCBI's taxonomy places the organism in Eukaryota, Fungi, Chytridiomycota, Chytridiomycetes, Polychytriales.
CCCUGCUGCUCCCCAUCAUCUUUCCCUGCUGCUCUCCAUCAUCUUUCUCUGCUGCUCCCCAUCGCCCACAAUGAGCUCCACCCCUGCGGUCUCUGCUGGCUACAGCCUCAUCCAGGACUUUGGUGUUGCUGGCGCCUUCUAUGAUAACUUCAACUUCCAGAACACCGGCCGCACCAGCGGGUUCGCCAACUACGUCGACCGUGCCACCGCCGAAGCCAGCCAUUUAAUCAACUCGUCCGCCUCCAACGGCACCCUGCUCACUGUCGACUCCACAAAUGUCUUCAGCCCAAACUCUACCGGCCGCCCUUCUAUCCGUCUCGAGUCCAAGAACCUCUACGGCUGGGGUUUGUACAUCUUUGAUGUCGCCCACGUUCCUUCUGGCUGCGGCGUCUGGCCGGCCAUGUGGUUCAAGAAGGCCGACUCGAACGACACCAUCAUUGCCGAAAUCGAUGUCAUGGAGACCAUCAACCUCCGCCAGAAGAGCGAGCACAACCUCUUCAGCGGCAAGGGCUGCUACGCUUCCCCCGACCGGCAGCAGCUCGGCACGGCGAUGGGCACGGAUUGUGAUGCGACCAAGCCCCGUGUGCAGGGUACCGUCUACGGCUGCGAGAACGAGGGCGACCCCAAUGCGGGCGGUAUCGGACCUGCCUUCAAUGCCAACGGCGGUGGAGUCUACGCCAUGAACCUGGAUGCUCGCGCCCUCAACCUCUACUUUUUCCCACGCAGCUCCGUGCCCGCUGACAUUGCUGCCGGAACUCCCAACCCGGGCUCGUGGACGGUUGAGCCCACCAUCAACUUCCCAUUCGACUGCUGCUCGCCGGACUACUUUGACAAGAUGACCAUGGUCAUCAACACCAACUUUUGUGGCAGCUGGAUUGCCCUCGGAACGGACCAAGCCACCUGCCCCAUGAUGACUGCCGAUCCCGCUGCCUGCAGCGCCUAUGUCGGGGCCAACCCCUCGAGCCUUGGCGAAGCCUACUGGCAAUUCAACUCGAUCAAAUACUACAAACCCACUGUGCCGCCUGCGUUUGCCCCCAACACCACGGCAACCUGUCCGAGCGAUGCCAUCGUUACCUCGAGCCUUAACGAGAGCCUGCCCGUGAGCGCCUCGGCUCCAUUGGGCUCGGCUCCCACCGGUGCCUCUGUGGCGGCCAAGAGCCAGGCCAUGGGUGGUGCCAGACUUGCUUCCAAGGCGCUGCUGACUGCGAGCCUCGUCGGCAUCUGCGGCUGGGCGUUGUCCGUGCUCUAGCUCGACAGCCAUGGUUGCUACUUCGACUCACGCCGUUCUCCCGUCGCCUCGACGUGUCUCGACAACAUAUCGAUUCGAAUCAUUCUAAACUGAUUAUUAUCACUCUACUUACACCUGGACACAUUAUAUAUCUACGAUCUGAUAGAAAGCAGUCCGGCAGCUACACUAUGCAACACCUUGCCAUGUUCACUUUUCUUUGGCCUGGCACGGACCUGGCUUUGUCCGUUGGCUCCCCCUUUCGGCCACUGCAGUAUCUAUGAAACAAUACCUUUGAUCCAAUACAAAGCGCAUGGGCCUACCGUCUUACCCAGUGCUUUCCCCAGAAGCGGGCCG